Messenger RNA from Pichia kudriavzevii, 435 nucleotides. RefSeq lists its product as uncharacterized. The transcript has a single exon. The coding region runs from base 1 to 435 and encodes 144 amino acids. Lineage: Eukaryota; Fungi; Ascomycota; Pichiomycetes; Pichiales; Pichiaceae. The record is from RefSeq and is a predicted model, not a curated record. Gene Ontology annotation, cellular component: Lsm1-7-Pat1 complex; P-body. Gene Ontology annotation, molecular function: RNA cap binding. Gene Ontology annotation, biological process: deadenylation-dependent decapping of nuclear-transcribed mRNA.
AUGUCACAGGAAGAUAUAUACUUACAAUCGUAUCCAUUCACAACUGCCGCUGCGAUAAUUGGUUAUGUCGACCGUAAAGUCUGUGCGGUUUUAAUUGGCGGACGUUCAGUGAUAGGUGUUUUGAGAACCUUUGAUCAAUUUGGUAACCUUGUGCUUCACGAUGCAACCGAGCGGAUAUACCUCUCCGAAACUAGACAGUAUGCAGAGUCUCAGCUAUCUCAGAUCUAUCUUAUACGUGGUGAAAACUUACUCAUGAUGGGCGAUUUGGAUAUAGAUAGUGAAGAUGAAGCUGUUCGAGGCUGGGAAAGAAUCGAUUAUAUCGAAGGUUAUAACAAGUUCAAGAAAAAUGUGAAAGAUGCAAAGGACCGUGCCUACAAAUAUGCAAAGCAAAUCUCUUACAAGGGUGCUUAUGCCGGAGGUUUCCAAUUCAUGUAA